Strongyloides ratti is the source of this 708-nucleotide messenger RNA. RefSeq names its product Methylthioribulose-1-phosphate dehydratase. The coding region runs from base 1 to 708 and encodes 235 amino acids. Lineage: Eukaryota; Metazoa; Nematoda; Chromadorea; Rhabditida; Strongyloididae. Gene Ontology annotation, cellular component: cytoplasm. Gene Ontology annotation, molecular function: methylthioribulose 1-phosphate dehydratase activity; metal ion binding. The transcript is spliced from 2 exons. The record is from RefSeq and is a predicted model, not a curated record.
AUGGAUUUAAAUGAUACUGAAGAAAUGAAUGAUGAAUUAUUUAUACAACUAAUGACUCAAUUUUAUAAUCUUGGUUGGAUGUAUGGUUCAUCAGGAGGUAUGGCUUGUUGUACAGAUAGUGAUGAAGUAAUUUAUUCACCAUCUUCUGUACAGAAAGAAAGAUUAACUAAAAAUGAUAUUUUUAUUUAUAAUCGACAAACAAAUUCAAUUUCUUAUAGACCUAAAAAUGAAAAUAUUAAAGAAUCUGCAUGUACACCAUUAUUUAAUUAUAUAAUUAAUAAAACAAAAUAUCAAUGUAUAAUUCAUACACACAGUAAAUAUAGUAAUUUAUUAACACAAUUAAUUGAUAAAAAAUCACAAAACAAUAUUUAUAUGAAUAGAGAUGAAUUUUGCUUAAAUAAUCAAGAAAUGAUUAAAGGAAUUAUUAAUAGAGAAACAAAUAAAAAUUUUAAUAAUACUGAAACAAUCAGAAUACCUAUAAUAGAAAAUAAACCAUUUGAACAUCAAUUGUUACCAGAUAUUGCUAUAUGCCUUGAAAAAUACCCUACAUCAUGUGCAAUUUUAGUAAGAAAUCAUGGAUUUUUUGUCUUUGGACCAACAUGGCAAAGAACUAAAAUUAUGUUAGAAUGUUGUGAAUAUUUAUUUGAAUUGGCUUGUGAUAUGAUAAAUAAUAAUAUUGAUUUAAUUAAAAUAAAUAAAGAAAUUUAG